This is a messenger RNA of Closterium sp. Yama58-4, 1443 nucleotides long. The record is from the annotation of a GenBank genome assembly. Lineage: Eukaryota; Viridiplantae; Streptophyta; Zygnematophyceae; Desmidiales; Closteriaceae.
AUGCCGAGCCUGAUUAGCAUCCUCUCCUCUCAGAGCUCCUCGCGCUUCGCCAAUGCCCUCAGCAAGGAGACUCGCCGCUUUUCAUAUGCCCGCUCCGUCGCCCUCUCAACACCACGUUCCCUCGUUCCCGCAGCAAUUACAGCACCAGCUGUAUCAGCUGCCGCCAAUGCCGAUCGCGCAGCACUCGAUCCCGCGCGAGAGCGAUUCUCACGGCAUUUCCGCGAAUCCCGUCGUUGCGGGCUGCAUCUGAUUCGCGGCGACGCGUUCGACCUCCGGCUGCAAGACCCGUCGACCAUGGCCGUAUCACGCGCUGACGUGGCUGGCGACGCGUCGAUCUCAUCCUCAAUUCGCCUAGCGGAUCUGAUUUCCGAGUAUUUUGAAGAUUGCGAUGAGGAGAGCGACGCGCUCGACGGCUUGACGACGCUUAGAACGGAGCGCAGCGCGCAGGCGCAGUUCCACGAAACAGCAUCCUUUCUGCCCGCCAUGAAUCACGCGCGCUCAAACCUGGGAUCGCUAGGCGAGGAGGCGAAUCAACGGCUGUCAGCAGAUUAUUUGGACGGGCAGAUGCAUCUGACGGAGCAGAAUCAAGUUCGCAUGGUUCAGUCGCUUGCAGCCAUGGAUGGCCCCGUCGAAAGCGCUCUCUACGCUGACGUCAUCGCAGCGAUGACCGACGCGCGCGCGUGCCACGCGAACGACCUGCGCGGGAGCAGCCUGAACGCGGCGGUCGCAGGGCGACUGCGUGCGAUGGGGUACGACGCGGCGGUGUGCACGACGCAGUGGGACACGUCGCUCACCAUGCCCGAGGGUGGGUGUCACACGCGAGUGUCAAUCCUUGAGAACGCAAUUCCGGUGUGCGCCACACUCUUCCUCACCCUUCUUCCUCACGUUUCGCCUCGGUCGUACGAGUACAUAGACGUUCUCGUCUCCACAAAACCGCUCUCGCGCUUGCCCCCAUCCGCGUCCCCCUGUUCCGCCCGCGUCAGUUUUACCUCCCCCGCUCCAGCCUCCCCCUCGCCCACCUUCACCAGAACCACCCCCUCGACCACCGCCCCUCGCCCUUCUCUCCCCCCUUGCGCCGCCUCCUCCGUUUCCGCCGAUGGCGCUUCCCCCUCCCCCGCUUCCGCCGACGGCGCUUCCCCCUCCCCCACUUCCGUCACCCCCCAGCGCUUCGUCGUCGACCUUGACUUCCGCGCGCAGUUCCAGAUCGCACGGCCCACGCGCGAGCACGCGUCAGUGCUCGAAUCCACGCCGUUGAUCUUCGUGGGGCGGCAGGAGCGGCUGGCGCGGCUGGUGGAGGUGGUAUCUGGUGUGAUGAGGGAGGCUUUAAGGGCGCAGGGCAUGCACAUCCCGCCGUGGCGCAAGGGGGAGUACCUUCAUGCCAAGUGGAUGGCUGCGGAUGGAGGGCGAGAAGAUGGAAACAAGGGGAGCAGUGCGGGGGUAUAA